Messenger RNA from Nezara viridula (southern green stink bug), 2218 nucleotides. The record is from the annotation of a GenBank genome assembly. NCBI's taxonomy places the organism in Eukaryota, Metazoa, Arthropoda, Insecta, Hemiptera, Pentatomidae.
AAAAAAAGUACUUUAAACUUACAGUAUAUUUUUAAUUUUUACAUUUUAAAAGUAACAGCUGGGUUUGUACUAACCUUAUUAUAAUUAAUGUGAAGUAAAGACCUGCUCAGGUCUGAAUAUUUUUAGUGGUAUUACGUUAGAAUUACAAAAUUUAAUAUCACUAUAUAAAGUUAUAUGUUUAAUAAUUCACUGAGCUCAUUAUCUAAGAUUGAGAAAAUCGAUUCAUCAUGUUCGCCAUCGAUAAUUAUAUUCCUACCGGUGCUCCGAAGAUGACAAAGAAGAAUAUUCAGGAGAUUUGUAGAGAACAAAAGCUGUUUCAUACACCAGGCCUAAAUGACAUACUUUACCUCCAUUAUCAAGGCUUCACUAAAAUUCAAAAUUUAGAAGAAUACACAAAUCUCAGAAGUCUCUGGUUGCAAAGUAAUGGGAUUCAAAAAAUUGAAAAUUUAGACAAACAAACAGAAUUAAAGUUCAUUAACCUGAAUAGUAAUGUUAUCGACAAAAUCGAAAACCUAGAAAUAUUAAGUAAAUUGACAAGUAUUGAUCUUGGCCGUAAUAUGAUAUCAAAAAUAGAAAAUUUAUCCCAACUAUCGAAUUUGCAGACGCUGGACAUAAAUAAUAAUUAUAUAGAAACAAUGGAGGACAUAGAACACCUGAGAGAAUGUAAAUCACUCAAAAACAUAGAUCUUGCCCAUAAUUAUAUUAGAGACCCAAACUCCAUAGAGAUAUUUGCAAAUAUGGCAUCUCUUAAAACCUUAUCACUCAUAGGAAAUCCAAUCAUUGGUAAAAUGAAAAAUUACAGAAGAAAUAUGAUAUUAAAAUGCAGAAAUUUAACUGCAUUAGAUGAGCGCAUGAUUAACACUGUGGAAAGAAAGGCUGUUGAAGCUUGGGCAGUGGGUGGAGUCGAAGCAGAAAGAAAAGUGUACGAAGAUGAUUUUGAAAAAAAAAAAAAUCAGAGAAAACAGCUGGUAGAUGAUCUUAUGCGAAACAGAAUAAUAAUAAGAGAAAAAGCCCAAGCUAAAUGGAGGAAGCGAAAAAGUGAGAAAAUUAAAGAUGAAGAGCUUGAAAAUGUACAGCACGAAGAAGAUAUCUUUUAUCCUGAUUUACUUGGAAGUGAGGAUUCUUCAUUAUCAUUAUCGGGAAUAGAAGAUUUAUAUGAUGACUUUGAAUCUGAAAAUGAAAGUUGUCCAAAUAAGGAUAUUAAAGAAAAUCAAAAACCAAUCCUAACAGAUACCACUGAUGAUGCCAAAGUGUCAUCAGGUGUUUUAACAAGCUGCGAAAUAGUAUGUGAUAUAAAUCACACAAAUAAAGAUAUUUAUGAUGGUUUGAUUGAAAAUGCACUUAACACAGAUCAGGGAAAAGAUCAUGAGGGAAUGUCAUAUAGUAUAUCCAUAAAUGAGGACAAAAAUAUUGCUAAAACAAAAAGUGAAACUUGUCUUGAUAAUCAUCCAUUAAAAAAUGAUAAGAAAGAUAAUACAAUUAAUAUUAUAGCCAAUCAAAAUAUUAAUGAAUACAAACUUGUUGAAAUAUUAUCAACAGAAGAUCUACAACAAUACUCCAGUGAUGAAAAUGAAUUCUUACACCCGAUAUUUCAAGAUACUGAAUUAGAUAAAGCUAAAUUGAACAAGUUAUUUGAAGAAUUGUUUUUACCUGAUGAAGAACAGCUGAAAUAUAAACAAGAUGAAAAUUCAAUUUCUGACAAAUCAAUACACUCAGGCAUUCAAAAUUUUUCAGAAGACAAAAAAGAAGAAUACAACAUUAAAAAAUUCCUUAUUAAGCCAUUAAAAAGUCAACAAAUUGCAGAAGAUAAUAAAUCUUGCAUGAAAAAUGAAAAAUUAAAUCAAAAUAAACAAUACAAUGACCGAUGCGAGGGAGAUUCAUAUGCUAGUCUUCAUAGGAAACAGGAAGAAUUAAUAAAUGAACAUAUGUCUAAAACAGCUAAAAACCAUGGUAAACCAUUGGUAAUAGCAAACAAUUUUGAAAACACUUACAAAAGUGAAAGUAGUUUGAAAUAUAAAAAUAAUCCAUCCAACACUGUGGAUUUGACUAUAAUCGAAGGUAUGGAGGAAUAUAGAAUAAGGCGAGGUGAACAGGAACUCGAAAAAAUAUGUCAAACACCAAUUCCCUACAUAAAAGACAAAAAACCAUCAAUGAAAAUAGGCUUGAAACAGGCGAAAAUUUUAUUUGAACAAUUAUUUUAAUAAAUGUAUCAAUGAUA